AUGGUUGCCUUAGACCAGUCCCCCGUGGUGGCAUCUGCAGGCAGUGAUAUUCCAACAUAUCACCAGGUCCCGGAGACCUCUUAUGAAUUGGACUGGGCGGACCUUGCCACUUUGGAUCUCUCUCAGUUUGAUCAACCAGGGGGUAAAGAGCAGCUGGCCAAGCAGCUAUCUGAUGCUAUCAAAAAUAUAGGAUUCUUUUAUAUCAUCAACUUUGGCCUCUCGCAGGAAGAUGUUGACCGCCAGUUCUCUAUUGGCCAAGAGCUAUUCAAGCUUCCCCUCGAUGAGAAGCUCAAGUAUCGUGCAGAGCUUGAAAAAGGAGGCUACAAUGGCUACAAGCCCAAGGGGCUACGGGAAAUCACCCCAGGGGUAUUUGACAACAUCGAAAUCUAUAACAUUCCCAAAUUUAUCCCAGCCUUCGAACGCCCUCAGCCGGAUAUUGUGAAUGAAAACCGUCCUAUUAUUGAGAAAUUCGCACGCCACAUUCACGAUGAGAUUGUACGCAAAUUGCUCACGCUACUAGCUAUUAUCCUCGAGCUUCCCGAGGACUAUCUUCUCAAUGUGCACCGAUACGACGAGAAGAGCGACUGCCACUUGCGAUAUAUGAAAUACAGCCGUCGUACGGCCGAAGAGAACGAGAAAGCUUCCGGCAUAUGGACGAAGGGCCACACCGACUUUGGCAGCUUGACCCUGCUGUUUCGCCAACCUGUUGCUGCACUUCAGGUCCGCACCCCGGAGGGCGAGUGGAAGUGGGUAAAGCCGUACCCAGGCAGCAUUACGGUCAACCUUGCCGACUCGCUGGAGUUUCUAACCAAUGGCUUCCUUAAGAGCAGCAUACAUCGCGUCGUUAUGCCCCCGCCAGAUCAACGGGAUGUCGACCGCUUGGGUGUGCUGUACUUCGUCCGCCCAGAGGAUGACCUCGAGUUACGGCCUGUGGCGAGUGAAGUACUUCGUCGGUUGGGAUAUGAUCAGAUAACUGAUAAUAGUGCAGUGGGCAUCACUGCGGGCGAAUGGGUGAAGGCUAGGGUUGCUAAAGGGGUUGACAAGGGCGUGCCACGGAAUGAAAUCGGUUCCCAGCCGAUUCUCGGCGGCGUGGUAGCCAAGUAUUACGAUUAG
Messenger RNA from Talaromyces amestolkiae, 1113 nucleotides. RefSeq lists its product as uncharacterized. Lineage: Eukaryota; Fungi; Ascomycota; Eurotiomycetes; Eurotiales; Trichocomaceae. The transcript has 4 exons. Gene Ontology annotation, molecular function: dioxygenase activity. The record is from RefSeq and is a predicted model, not a curated record. Bases 1 to 1113 code for a protein of 370 amino acids.